UCCUCACAGCCAGACACUGGCUCUGUUUGGGACCUGAGCACCGGCUCGUUCCUCUGUGUUGUGCUGGUAUGAAGUUUUCCCAGCGGCCCGGCACCGUGCUGCACUGAGGACUCCGGGCAGUGGGGGAGGACGGGGAGGAAGAGCAUUCCUGAACCUGCUCCCGCACACGGACCUUCCAGAACCAGCAGAGGGAUCAUGGGAGCUGCUUAUGGAAAGAAGAAGGCGUACAGCAUCGACCACGCGCCUGCACCCAAGCAGCAGUGUGUGAAAAAUGGGAAGACACCGAACAAUCGAGCCUCAGCCUACGCAGACCUGCAACGGUCCCAGGGUGCCCACCAGAGGCCAUCCCCGGUGUCCACUUAUGUCCCCCCACCUGAUUAUCUGGAAGAGGACGAGGACCUGAUCAAACCCAAGAAACUGGUGAAUCCUGUCAAAUCUUCCAGAAGUCACCAGGAGCUUCACCGGGAGCUGCUGAGCAGCUACAAACGAGGGGGUGUCAGUGUGGAGAUGAAGCCGGAGCUGCAGAGAGUCCUGGAGUCCAGGAAGAGAGAUCAGCUGAUCCGACAGAGGAAACAGGAAGAAGAGGCUCGCAAGAAGAUUUCUCCUCUGGAGGCUGAGCUGCUGAAGAGGCACAAGAAGCUGGAAGAGCUGGAAAGACAACAGGAGCAGCAAGAAGAAGAGGACCUGAAGGCCCCGGAGUUCGUUAAAGUCAGGGAGAAGCUGAGACGGACGUCCCUUCACCAACAGGAGGAGAAGGAGGUGUAGGACUCGGGACAGUGCCUAACGGAGGACAGAGACUCAGAUGGUUCACAUCUGGACAAGAUUCCAGACCACUAGCACACCGAGAGGGAGGAGGGGUGGGACGAAGACGAGGUCCAGCGAGAGGGAGGAGGGGUGGGACGAAGACGAGGUCCAGCGAGAGGCGGAGGUGGUCCCAGGUCUGCAAGACCGUUUGAGGACAGGUGGCGGACGUGGAGAUGGAGACGCAAACGGUCAACACAAAGAUUAUCUCAGCACUUGGACAUGAAACCCUCAGUGACUGUAGAGUGUGAUCGAUUAAGAGCGGAUCAGUGAUUGAUCAGCUCUGACAACAUGUGUAAAGUAAACAGGGGGUUUACAGAAACAGAUUUUAUUUGCUAAAAAUGUCACUAAAUGUAUUAAUUCCUUUCAGAUAGAACUGUUUUGGGUUUGUUUGUACCAGCUGACCUCUUGGCUCGAGGAGCAGCUCCUUAGCUGUGGGUGUUUGUGGAAGGUCUAUCUCAGGAAUGGCUCUAUGAAUUUGGAUGAUCGAUGCCUUCGUUGAAUCUUCACAACCAAUAGAAUCGAGGGACAGUCCACAAAUCCAAAUCGCUUCAGGCGUCAUCCAAUCAGAAUGAAGAAAGGAUUUCAUGCUUCACAAGAUGGAUGCUUAACCUUCUAGUGUUAACGGAAAUGGUCCAAGAAAUCAAAAAUGAUUUAGAUUUGUCCCAGAGACUUGGGAUUACGUGAAACUAUGAUGGGGAAACAUUAAAGGUCAGAAGGAGUUGGCUGCAGAAAGUGACGUCUUUAUUCGUUGUUCUCUGACUGCAUGCCCAGUGAUUCUUUACUGUUGUACCACCACAAUCCACAGAGUCUCAACUUUAGCUUUAUACUUAGCACCUAGAUCCGUUUUGCUAGUGGGACUUAAUACAAGAAGUGAAGAAAGUUGCUGCAUCUCUAAUGACCACUAGGGGCUGGCUCCAAAAGUGAGUCAAUCUCCACUAUAAUAAACAUAUUUACAGCCUGAUAAGAAAAACUGAUUUGGUUUUAAUAGAUAUAUUUCACAUCCAUGACAGCUGUAGAGAGGUGAUUUUUUUUUUUACCUCAUCAGGAAAGUUAAUAUUAAACCACAAAUGUAUGCAUAA
Messenger RNA from Cololabis saira (Pacific saury), 1883 nucleotides. Its product is annotated as protein FAM107B. Bases 196 to 765 code for a protein of 189 amino acids. The transcript has 5 exons. Gene Ontology annotation, biological process: actin filament bundle assembly; actin filament polymerization; regulation of actin cytoskeleton organization. NCBI's taxonomy places the organism in Eukaryota, Metazoa, Chordata, Actinopteri, Beloniformes, Belonidae. The record is from RefSeq and is a predicted model, not a curated record. Gene Ontology annotation, cellular component: neuron projection; synapse; stress fiber.